CUGCUUGUGAGUUUUCUGAGAAGGACAUAACAAAGGCUGAACAUCAUCAAUUCAGUAAUAAAGAUUUGACCACCACUGAGAAGCAUGGAACUGCGAAGCAUCCAGAAAAGUAUCAGGGUAUUUUUGUUUCAAACUUGCAUGUGGAGCCAUGUGGCACAGAUACUCAUGCCAGCUCAUUACAGCAUGAAAACAGCAGUUUAUUACUCAUGAAAGACAGAAUGAAUGUAGAAAAGGCUGAAUUCUGUAAUAAAAGCAAACAGCCUGUCUUAGGAAAGAGCCAACAGAGCAGAUGGGCUGAAAGUAAGGACACAUGUAAUGAUAGGCAGACUCCCAGUACAGAGAAAAAGGUAGUUCUGAAUGCUGAUCCCCUAUAUGGGGGAAAAGAACUGAAUAAGCAGAAACCUGCAUCCUCUGACAGUCCUAGAGAUUCCCAAGAGUUUCCUUGGAUAACAGUGAAUAGUAGCAUACAGAAAGUUAAUGAAUGGUUUUCCAGAAGUGAUGAAAUGUUAACUUCUUACGACUCACGUGAUGGGGGAUUUGAAUCAAACACUGAAGUAGCUCGUGCAGUGGAAGUUCCAAAGGAAGUUGAUGGAUAUUUGGGUUCUUCCGAGAAAGUAGACUUAAUGGCCAGUGAUCCUCGUGGUGCUUUAAUAUGUGGAAGUGAAAGAGUCCACUCCAAACCAGUAGAGAGUAAUAUUGAAGAUAAAAUAUUUGGGAAAACCUAUCAGAGGAAGGCAAGCCUCCCUAACUUGAGCCGCAUAGCUGAAGAUCUAAUUAUAGGAGCAUCUACUGUAGAACCUCAGAUAACACAAGAGCGCCCCCUCACAAGUAAACUAAAGCGUAAAAGGAGAAUUACAUCAGGCCUUCAUCCUGAGGAUUUUAUCAAGAAAGUCGAUUUGGCAGUUAUUCCAAAGACUCCUGAAAAAAUAAUUGAGGGAACUGACCAAACAGAGCAGGAUGGUCAUGGGAUGAAUAUUACUAGUAAUGGUCAUGAGACUGAAAUGAAAGGUGAUUAUGUUCAGAAAGAGAAAAGUGCUAACCUAACAGAAUCAUUGGAAAAAGAAUCUGCUUUCAGAACUAAGGCUGAACCUAUAAGCAACAGUAUAAGCAAUAUGGAACUAGAAUUGAAUAUCCAUAGUUCAAAAGCACCUAAAAAUAGGCUGAGGAGGAAGUCCUCUACCAGGAAGAUUCAUGCACUUGAACUAGUAGUCAGUAGAAACCCAAGCCCACCUAAUCAUACUGAACUACAAAUUGAUAGUUGUUCUAGCAGUGAAGAGAUGAAGAAAAAACAUUGCAGCCAAAUGCCAGUCAGGCACGGCAAAAAGCUUCAAUUCAUGGGAGAUAAAGAACCUACAACUGGAGCCAAGAAGAGUAACAAGCCACACGAACAAAUAACUAAGAGACUUGCCAGUGACACUUAUCCAGAACUAAAUUUAACAAACAUACCUGUUUUUUUUACUCACUGUUCUAGUUCUAAUAAACUUCAAGAGCUUGUUAAUCCUAGCCUUCAAAGAGAGGAGAGCCUAGGAACAAUUCAGGUGUCAGACAGUACCAAAGACCCCAAAGGUCUGACAUUAAGUGGAGGAAGAGGUUUGCAAAUUGAAAGAUCUGUAGAGAGUACCAGUAUUUCCUUGGUACCUGAUACUGAUUAUGGCACUCAGGAUAGUAUCUCAUUACUGGAAGCUGACACCCUAGGGAAGGCAAAGACAGCACCAAAUCAACAUGUGAGUCUGUGUGCAGCAAUUGAAAGCCCCAAGGAACUUAUCCCUGGUUGUUCUAAAGAUAUUAGAAACAACACAGAGGACUUUCAGGAUCCACUGGGACGUGACGUUAACCACAUUCAGAAGGCGAGCAUAGAAAUGGAAGAGAGUGAACUUGAUACACAGUGUUUGCAGAAUAUGUUCAAGGUUUCAAAGCGUCAGACGUUUGCUCUGUUUUCAAAUCCAGAAAAUCCAGAAAAGGAAUGUGCAACAGUCUGUGCCCACUCUGGGUCCUUAAGGGAACAAAGUCCAAGAGUCCCUCUUGAAUGCAGACAAAAAGAAGAAAAUCAGGGAAAGGGUGAGUCUAAAAUCAAGCAUGUGCGGGCAAUUAAUACAACUGUGGACUUCCCUGUCGCUGAUCAAAAAGAUAAGAAGCCGAGCGAUCAUGCCAAACGUAGCCCAAAAAGAGUAACUAGGCUUUGUCAGUCAUCACAGUUCAGAGGCAACAAAACUGAGCUCAUUAUUGCAAAUAAACAUGGGAUUUCACACAACCCAUAUCUUUUACCAUCACUUUCUCCCAUCAGGUCAUCUGUUAAAACUAUAUGUAAGAAAAACCUGUCAGAGGAAAAGUUUGAGGAACCUGUAAUGUCACCUGAAAGAGCAAUGGAAAACGAGAGCAUCAUUCAAAGUACAGUGAGCACAAUUAGCCAAAAUAACAGUCGAGAAAACACUUUUAAAGAAGUCAGCUCAAGCAGUAUUAAUGAAGUAGGUUCCAGUGGUGAAAACAUUCAAGCAAAACUAGAUAGAAACAGAGGACCUAAAUUAAGUGCUUUGCUCAGAUUAGGUCUUUUGCAACCCGAAGUCUAUAAGCAAAGUCUUCCUGUAAGUAACUGUCAACUUCCUGAAAUAAAAAGGCAAGGAGAAAAUGAAGGCACACUUCAGACUGUUAAUGAAGAUUUCUCCCCAUGUCUAAUUUCAGAUAACCUAGAACAACCUAUGGGAAGAAGCCAUGCUUCUCAGGUUUGUUCUGAGACACCUGAUGAGUUGUUAAAUGAUGACAAAAUAAAGGAAAAUAGCAACUUUGCUGAAAGUGACAUUAAGGAAAGAUCUGCUGUUUUUAGCAAAAGUGUCCAAAAAGGAGAAUUCAGAAGGAGCCCUGGCCCUUUAGCCCAUCAUACAUGUUUGGUUCAGGGCCACGAAAGAGGGGCUGAGUCCUCAGAAGAGAAUGUGUCUAGUGAGGAUGAAGAGCUUCCCUGCUUCCAACACUUAUUUGGUAAAGUAACCAAUACACUGUCUCCAUCUACCAGACAUAAUGCUGUUGCCACAGAGGGUCUAUCUAAGGAAACAGAGGAGAACCUAAUAUCAUUGAAGAAUAGCUUAAAUGACUGCAGUGACCAGGUAACAUCGGCAAAGGCAUCCCAGGAACAUCACCUUCAUGAGGAAGCGAGGUGUUCUGAUAGCUUAUUUUCUUCACGGUGCAGUGCAGUGGAAGACUUGACCGCUAAUACAAACACCCAGGAUCCUUUCUUGAUGUUUGAUCCUCUUUCCAAACAAGUGGGGCAUCAGUCUGAAAACCAGGAAGUUCUGAGUGAUAAGGAAUUGCUUUCAGAUGAUGACGAAAGGGAAACUGGCUUGGAAGAGGAUAAUCGCCAAGAAGAGCAGAGUGUGGAUUCAGACUUAGGUGAAGCAUCAUCCGAGUAUGAGAGUGAAACAAGCCUUUCUGAAGACUGUUUGGGGCUGUCCUCUCAGAGCGAUAUCUUAACCACUCAG
Molecule: messenger RNA, 3470 nt
Organism: Lipotes vexillifer (Yangtze River dolphin)
Lineage: Eukaryota; Metazoa; Chordata; Mammalia; Artiodactyla; Lipotidae
Product: breast cancer type 1 susceptibility protein homolog
Exons: 2
Biological process (GO): double-strand break repair via homologous recombination; chordate embryonic development; positive regulation of transcription by RNA polymerase II
Cellular component (GO): BRCA1-BARD1 complex; nucleus; BRCA1-A complex
Molecular function (GO): zinc ion binding; DNA binding; ubiquitin-protein transferase activity
Source: RefSeq, a predicted model, not a curated record